CCUUGCCCACCAAUUUACUUCAUUACUUUGCUUACUUCUUCACAAUCACUACUACUUGUAUUCUCUCUCUAAAAAUCUUUACUCUCUUUUUCUCUCUCUAAAAUUCUAAAACCUUAUUUUCUCUCUCUAAAAUUCCUAAAUCUAAAACGUGAUGAACACGAUAACAAUGGUUAACAGAGGCGGCGCCGGAGAAAUUGAGACUUCUGCCAUGGCUAACUGUCUCAUGCUUCUUUCUGCUCAUUCCGCCGCCGUCAAUUCCGUCGGAGGUGGAAAUUCCGAUAACGAAAACGGCGUUGGACGUAUGUUCGCUUGUAAGACGUGUGAUCGUAAGUUUUCGUCGUUUCAAGCGUUAGGAGGUCACCGUGCGAGUCACAAGAAGAUUAAAUCGCCGAAUUCCGGUGAUUUUUCCGAUGAUAUGACGAGUUUUCCGGCGAAACCGAAGGCUCACUCGUGUAAGAUUUGUGGUGUUGAGUUUCCUACUGGUCAAGCUCUCGGCGGUCACAUGAGACGGCACAGAGAAACCCUAUCUGCCGUCGGAGGUGGUUCUGCGGCGGCGGCGGCUGCGUUGAGUAGUGUGACUACCGAGGGUAGUAUUGGAAAUAGUGACGGAAACAAUGGCGGUGAGAAGAAGAGGAAGAUUAAUAACAACGACGUCGUAUCGGAGUUUCCAGUAAUGAUGAAAUCAGGUAGUUGUAAGAGAGUUUGCUUGGAUUUGGAUUUGAAUUUAUGGAAGAAAAAAAAAGAAAAUGUUGCUGCUGUUAUUAACAACGAUGAUUAUGAAAUUGAAGAAGGUGAGAUUGUUGAACAACAUGACGAAAAAUCUGGUGAUGUGAAGAAUAACGUUGAAGAAGAAAAAGAUUUUCUGAAGCUGGAAUUAAGACAGCCAAUUAACUGCUGGUGAUUGAGUUUGAUUAUGAAAUCUUUGAUUUAAUUAGUGCUUAAUUCGUUUUUAUUAGAUUAAUUUUUCUGGUGUACAGAUCAUAAUAUUAGACCAGUUUUAAUUAGGGGAAAAUAUUACGGAGUACAAUAUUUUUAGAAUAUAGUAUGGUGAAAAUUAGAGUUUUCGAUUUUGUUAUAUGUUUACGUACACAGUACAGUUAGGCAAUUAUUAUUUUAUAUUUUAAUUCAUGGGUUAUUCUUUGAUUUCUAUGA
Messenger RNA from Chenopodium quinoa (quinoa), 1152 nucleotides. Its product is annotated as zinc finger protein ZAT12-like. Gene Ontology annotation, biological process: response to chitin. The record is from RefSeq and is a predicted model, not a curated record. NCBI's taxonomy places the organism in Eukaryota, Viridiplantae, Streptophyta, Magnoliopsida, Caryophyllales, Amaranthaceae. The transcript has a single exon. Bases 152 to 901 code for a protein of 249 amino acids.